CGGUGGAUUUCUUCAACCAGAUCAACAUGCUGUAUGGCACCAUCACUGAGUUCUGCACUGAGACCAGCUGCUCUGUGAUGUCUGCAGGACCAAGGUAUGAAUAUCACUGGGCUGAUGGCACCAAUAUUAAAAAGCCAAUCAAAUGCUCUGCGCCUAAGUACAUUGACUACUUGAUGACCUGGGUGCAGGAUCAGCUGGAUGAUGAGACCCUGUUCCCCUCUAAGAUUGGAGUUCCCUUUCCCAAGAAUUUCAUGUCUGUGGCCAAAACCAUCCUGAAGCGUCUGUUCAGGGUUUACGCUCACAUCUACCACCAACAUUUUGACUCUGUGAUGCAGCUGCAAGAGGAGGCUCACCUCAACACCUCCUUCAAGCACUUCAUUUUCUUCGUCCAGGAGUUCAACCUCAUUGACAGGCGAGAGCUUGCUCCCCUGCAGGACCUGAUUGAGAAGCUUGGAUCCAAGGACAGAUAGACAUUUCAUCAUCCAUUCCCUUUUUUAAACAAAACAAACAAAAAAAAAAUCCAAAAAAUGUUUUUUGCUUUUUCUUUUAUCUUCUACCUCUGUGAUUUCUAUAUUCAGCUCUUAAACAUCUGUGCCUUCUUCUCUGUGUUUCCAGAAYGGUUGUACUGUACUUCUUUUAUUCCUUUUUUUGUUGAACGCUGUCUUUGAGCCUUUUUUUACUAUCCUCACUAGAAAAUAUAGAAUAGUGUAUUUAAGAAGACACAUUUUUCACCGUAUUAGAAACAACAUUUUAAAUUGGACCAMGUAAAAAGCAGCUUCUUUCAGAGGAUGCUAUUUGAUGGUUGAAACCCCCAAUUACCUUGAGUUCAUUUUUGUUUAAUAGAAUUAUAGUGACUGACCACAUAUCUCAACUUUUGUUUUGGKUUUUUUAUGUCUUUUGUGUACAGUUUUGAAAAGCAGGAAGGAUUGCAAACAUGAUAGUACUAUUAAAAGAGGUUUGGGGUGAACUUAUGCACUCGUGACAACACAAUAAAUGAAGGCGGGUGCAAAAAAGCACAUUAAAUUUUAUACAAUAUGUAUAGCUCACUGACACAUAGUAACAGUUUCUUUAUCGACACUGCCUCAAUGAAAAUAGGCCACCAUCGAUGACUUUUUGGUAUUUCAGAUUGGUUGAGCAAUAAAGCUUUUUAKUACGUUUUCUGAAUAAAGAAGAAAUGAGAAAUAGUACUCAUAUUGUUACCCAUACGUUUUACUAUUUUCCUUAUCAAGAGUUCAUAAAGCCUGUUUGAAUAGCCUAUAAAUAGAACAAUUAUAGUGGAAAUCAUAUGAACAGAAUGAUGAGUUUAAUUAAUGUAAACUUUUAAUUUUUUUUUACAGUUAUUUCAGUUCAGUUCUGUGUUGUGGAACCACUAAUCACUUUUUACUGGAUAUCCAUGGAUGGUUUUUCUGUAGCUACAACAGCAUAAUUAAUCCAUCAUUUUAAAAGCUGAUGCAACUACUAUUCCUCCUCAAUGUUUAGUUUUCUAAAGUAUGAUCMAGGACAUUGAUUUGUUACUAUUUCAGACCCAAACUUACAUCUAACAGUUAUCAAACCAAUUAUGUUGGAUUAAAUGGCUAAAAUGCAUCACACAAGCCAACUACUAAGAAUUGGGAACAGUUGUGUGUGUUUUUUUUUAAUAUGUUAUCAUAUUAAAAAAGACUGUUUUAAUAUAAACAUGUUUCAACAAUUUAAAAAAAAGUUUAAUUCACUUAACUGGUGUUUUGUUUUGUUUUGUUUUUUCCUUUUAAAGGUCCACUUGUUGCUUGGCAAAAUAUCAAAUGUUAUUCUAAGUUAAACAUUUAGCAGGCAMGUCUGCUUAUUUUUCAAUUUAUAUUCAUUCCUUUUUAUGUAUUUCUUCUGUUCACAAUAUUAUUUUAGAAUUUUGGUUACAAAUGAUGUAUUAAUUAGAAACUGAGUUUAACCUUCAAACAGAAGGAACAAGGGCUUUGAAGUGAAUUGAAGUUUUUCAUGUUUAUUUUUCUUUCUUUUUUUAUUUUUUACAAUAUUGGCCUGAUGAUUGUGUGGUUAUUUAGACAAGGAAGUUAAGAGAAUAUUUGAACCUAGUCCAAACAUUUUAUGUAAUAAAGAUCAGUGUUUUAUUUGAACAAAAUUGUGCCUUACAUUAAAAUAAGAAUGUCUCAUGACAGUAUUGAUGGAUUUUUAAAAAAUCAAUAAACACUGAAUGGUCA
Messenger RNA from Austrofundulus limnaeus, 2189 nucleotides. Its product is annotated as MOB kinase activator 1A. Lineage: Eukaryota; Metazoa; Chordata; Actinopteri; Cyprinodontiformes; Rivulidae. The record is from RefSeq and is a predicted model, not a curated record.